UCUCGAAUUAUAAAAGCCGGCACCGGAGUUACUUUAGAACUCGGGUGAGUCCACUCACCCGAGCCAAGUCAACAGAAACUCGUCUCUCAGUCACUAAUAUAGAAAUCGAAGCAAAAAGUAACAUCAUCGUCUCCUCCUGCUAGAGACAGAUCUCAGAUUCUGUACGCUAACGUAGAGAGGGAGAGAGAGAAAGAGAGAGAUGGCAACUACGACGUCGUCUUCAAGCAAUGAAGCGCCGGAGACGAAGAAUAAGAAGAAGGAGUGUUUGGGUUGGAUAGAGUGGUUAAGAGGGUGGUUCUAUUUGAUCUAUGAAAUGCUCUUUCAGCGCAUCAUGGCCAGCCAUUUGCACAACCCCAUGCCGCUCCCUCCCGUCAACGACCUCACUUGCAUUGUCACAGGCUCCACCAGUGGCAUUGGUCUCGAAAUCGCAAGGCAAUUGGCACAGUCAGGUGCUCAUGUUGUUAUGGCCGUCAGGAACACAAAGGCAGCCCAGGAGUUGAUCCAGAAGUGGCAGAUUGACUCUUCAGGAUUGAGUAUUCCUCUUAAUGUUGAGGUAAUGCAAGUUGAUCUUCUCUCGUUGGACUCUGUUGUGAGGUUUGCUGAAGCAUGGAAUGCUCGUUCAGCACCCUUGCAUGUUCUCAUCAAUAAUGCUGGAAUUUUUUCCAUUGGAGAGCCGCAAAAAUUUUCAAAAGAUGGUUAUGAACAGCACUUGCAAGUGAAUCAUCUGGCUCCUGCGUUGCUUUCUAUACUUCUUUUGCCAUCCCUUAUUAGGGGUUCUCCUAGUCGCAUUGUUAAUGUGAAUUCCGUAAUGCAUCAUGUUGGCUUUGUAGACACGGAUGAUAUGAAUGUCACAUCUGGAAAAAGGAAAUUUUCUAGUUUGGUAGGGUACUCAAGCAGCAAGUUGGCAGAGAUUAUGUUUAGUAGUAUUCUUAAUAAACGACUCCCUGCUGAAUCUGGCAUCAGUGUAUUGUGUGUAUCGCCUGGAAUUGUCCAGACCAAUGUUGCAAGAGAUCUUCCAAAACUGGUUCAAGCUGCGUAUCAUUUGAUCCCUUACUUCAUCUUUAGUGCUCAAGAAGGUGCAAGGAGUGCGCUUUUUGCUGCCACCGAUCCUCAAGUUCCAGAGUAUUGUGACAUGUUGAAAGCAGACGAGUGGCCCGUUUGUGCCUUUAUUUCUCAAGAUUGUCGUCCAGCAAAUCCAUCAGAAGAAGCACACAGUGUUCAGACAUCAUAUGAAGUUUGGGAGAAGACAUUAGAGAUGAUUGGCCUUCCUUCAGAUGCCGUGGAGAGGCUUUUAGACGGGGAAGAAGUUAAAUGCCGUUAUGGACAAGAACAGUAAUCUAGUUUACAAUGAUGACUACAAAACAGUUGAUUAGCCGAAUUGUCGCCACGUGCUCGCCCUUGAUCUGUGAGGGCACUUACAUUAUUUAUAGAUAGCAGUGAGCUUUUUCAUUCUCAGUAUGUGGGAGAGAAGAACCCUUCUUUAGUUUUGGACAUCAUAUAUGUACAUCCAUUUUGAUCAUAUUUAUGCACUAAAUUGUCACUUGUUACUCAUAAUGGGAGAGAAUUUAACCAAACAAGUGUUUUUGGCAAUGGAACUUCUGAUGGUCAUCCAUAGGAGUAAGAACUAAGUUAGUAAGCACUAUGUUGUGAUAGUUAUUUUGACCAUCCUCCAAAGUGGGUUACAACAACAGUGUUGCUUUCAAUUUUGGAAUUUAUCUUGCAGUUCUUACUUCCUAAAGAGCUGUCACCUUGCUUGA
Vigna radiata var. radiata (mung bean) is the source of this 1757-nucleotide messenger RNA. RefSeq names its product retinol dehydrogenase 12. The transcript has 8 exons. The record is from RefSeq and is a predicted model, not a curated record. Lineage: Eukaryota; Viridiplantae; Streptophyta; Magnoliopsida; Fabales; Fabaceae. Bases 200 to 1336 code for a protein of 378 amino acids.